AUGUCGUCAAAGGAUAUAUAUACGAUAAAUUAUGCCAAUUCAACUCUUCUUUCUCCCGUAGAAUCGCAAAUUCUCACACAAUACCAAUUACUUGCAUCUCAAUUGAAUAACCUUUCAUCAGAAAUUAAACAACUUAAUUCAGCAAAUACAAACAAGGUAGAGGAUGGAAAUGCUGAUAAAUUAUUGGAUAAUUUGAGAAAUUUAGAAAUGAAAAUUGGUCUAGUUUAUACAUUAUUCAAAGGUGCAGUCUAUUCACUUUUCCUUCAACAUGAAGAAGAUUUAAAUUUACAAAAUGAUAGAGAUAAUCGUAAAGUAGACUCACCAAAUGCAGUGGAAUUCCCCAGUGGGAAUAUUACAUAUCUGGAAGAAGAAGAACAAGAAGAUCAAGGGAAUGUAUAA
This is a messenger RNA of [Candida] anglica, 399 nucleotides long. The record is from the annotation of a GenBank genome assembly. NCBI's taxonomy places the organism in Eukaryota, Fungi, Ascomycota, Pichiomycetes, Serinales, Debaryomycetaceae.